AUGGCCACCGUCGCGACCGGAGAAGGAGACGACCACCGGAGUUCCAGCCAUCCCGAACGGAAAAGCCGCCUGCCGCCAGAGACGCGUAGAAUCAGGGAUGAGGAGCGAGCCGCCGAGGGCUACCGCCGGUCGAAGCCACGAUUUCGCCGAGGAAGGCAAACGCCGGAGCAGCUAGGACGAGCGGCGGAUUUGGGGCUUAGUCCUCCUCUGACGUGGUGCUUCCCCUCUUACUUGGUUGGCCAUGGCGGGGUUGGUGGCGAUUCGUCGGCUUGUGGGCGACAUCGACGUUGCGAGCUCCAGCCGGUGUCCAGCGGCUGUGGCCAGGGCAGAGGCAGGGCUUGGCUUUUCCCCUAUUAUUUCCUUUCUUGGUAUUGGAUUGGUAAGUUUUUUCGAUGUGGCGGCUCCCUUGUCCGUUUGAGUGGGUUUAAGACGUUAGCAUCGUGCUCUGAGCGCACGGCAGCGCAUGCGGCGGCUGCGAGCGUCAGUGGCGAGCUGCUCCGACGGUCGCGGCGGCUCUUUGCAGGGUGGUCAAAACUGGAGAAAGAAGAAGAUGUGGCCAAGAAUAUGGUGGCGGACGAUUUUCUGGCAUGCAUUGGCGACAUGGAACUUGACGGUAGACGCCCGACGGCGGCGGUGCCGCCCGAGGAGGCUGACGGAAGAUAG
Messenger RNA from Striga asiatica, 663 nucleotides. The record is from the annotation of a GenBank genome assembly. Lineage: Eukaryota; Viridiplantae; Streptophyta; Magnoliopsida; Lamiales; Orobanchaceae.